CUCUUUGAUUAGGCGCCACUUUAAAAGGCGCGCACUUUCGCUGCUGGAGGCACAGUUCCAGCUAGAAGCUCAAAUGAGGCCGACCACAACGGUGCUACUGCUGCUCGCUGGCGUUUGCUCUUGCUUCGGCAAUCCCAUCCUGGGCAUACUGGAUCCAAGCUGUUUUGUGGCUACUGGAGCUGUCUGUCCCAAUGAGAAUGUCACCUUCUGGCUGUACUCCAACGCCACGCGCGAUGCUCCUAUCCAGCUGAAUCCCGUUGAUCUGAAUCCCUGGGACUUUCAGCCAUCACGCCCACUGAAAAUACUGUUGCACGGCUAUACGGGCCACCGCGACUUCGCUCCCAACAACCACAUACGGCCCGCUCUGCUGGACAACGAGGACGUCUAUGUGAUAUCCAUAGACUACGCUCCAUUGGUGCGGGAGCCGUGCUAUGUCGCGGCCGUGAGGAACCUUCCACUGGUCAGCAAAUGCCUGGCGCAGCUCAUUAACAAUCUCGUCGAUCGCGGCAUUGUGCCGCACGAGCUGAUCCACAUCAUUGGCUUCAGCCUCGGUGGUCAGGUGGCCGGACAGGCGUCCAACUACUUGAAACGCAAGCCCAAACGGAUAACCGGCUUGGAUCCGGCUAAGCCACUCUUCAUCCUAAGCAACAAUGCGCGUCGACUGGAUGCUGGCGAUGCGGAAUUCGUGGACGUCAUUCACACGGAUACCUUGGGGCGGGGCAUGAUGCGUCCCAUGGGCCAUGUGGACUUCUAUCCCAACUUCGGCCCACUGCAGCCGGGCUGCCUGGAGGAGAAUCCCAACGACCCGGGCAGCUGCAACCACGAACGUGCACCGCGCUUCUAUGCCAAGUCCAUCGAUUCCAGCCUGGGCUUCUGGGGCCGCCACUGCUCCAGCUGGCUGAUUUACGUCUUUGGCCUGUGCUCCACACGCUCCAAGCUCGCUCUGAUGGGCUACCACGUGUCGCAGCAGCUCAGCGGCUCCUUCUUCCUCAAGACACACAGUCAGCCGCCCUACGCCAUGGGCAAGCCAGUGGAAGAGGACAACAGCAAAUACGUGGCCAAGUUCCACCUGAGCCCGAGGCACAGUGAAAUCGAACACGAUUUCGAGCCGCUACUGGGCGAGUCCGUACCCGAGCUGGAGGACAACGACGUGGACACCAAGGAACUGGAGAAACAACUGAACUGGCAGGAGUCGCUUGACGAGCCGCUCUUCUAGCUCUCCCAGCCACAAUCUCUCCGAUAAGACUUAUCUGCUAUGCGAUCAACUACCAACUAAUCUAAACUAGUUAAUUUAUAUCAGAAUAAUAAAUGUAUUUAUUAUAUGUUUCA
Drosophila arizonae is the source of this 1329-nucleotide messenger RNA. RefSeq names its product pancreatic triacylglycerol lipase. Gene Ontology annotation, biological process: lipid catabolic process. The record is from RefSeq and is a predicted model, not a curated record. NCBI's taxonomy places the organism in Eukaryota, Metazoa, Arthropoda, Insecta, Diptera, Drosophilidae. Gene Ontology annotation, molecular function: serine hydrolase activity; lipase activity.